Molecule: messenger RNA, 1520 nt
Organism: Colossoma macropomum (tambaqui)
Lineage: Eukaryota; Metazoa; Chordata; Actinopteri; Characiformes; Serrasalmidae
Gene: hoxb8a
Product: homeobox B8a
Exons: 2
Coding region: 8-748 (246 amino acids)
Biological process (GO): regulation of transcription by RNA polymerase II
Cellular component (GO): nucleus
Molecular function (GO): DNA-binding transcription factor activity, RNA polymerase II-specific; RNA polymerase II transcription regulatory region sequence-specific DNA binding
Source: RefSeq, a predicted model, not a curated record
AAAAAAGAUGAGCUCCUAUUUUGUCAACUCACUCUUCUCCAAAUACAAAAGUGGAGAGUCGUUACGUCCCAAUUAUUACGAGUGUGGGUUUGCGCAGGACCUGGGGACUAGACCCACCGUCGUGUACGGUCCAGGCACCGGGGCAACUUUCCAGCAUGCGCCACAGAUCCAGGAGUUUUACCACCACGGCGCGUCCACGCUCUCCGCUGCUCCUUACCAGCAAAGUCCGUGCGCUGUGACUUGUCACGGCGAGCCGGGAAACUUCUACGGCUACGAUGCUCUGCAAAGGCAAACUCUCUUCGGCGCUCAGGACGCCGACUUGGUCCAGUACAGCGACUGUAAAUUAGCCGCGGGAGGCAUCGGCGACGAAACGGACAACACGGAGCAGAGUCCGUCCCCCACACAGCUGUUCCCCUGGAUGCGACCGCAAGUAGCUGCCGGACGCAGGCGAGGCCGCCAGACCUACAGCCGCUACCAGACACUUGAGCUGGAGAAGGAGUUCCUCUUCAACCCCUACCUGACUCGCAAGCGGCGCAUCGAGGUGUCGCACGCCUUAGGACUGACCGAGCGGCAGGUCAAAAUCUGGUUCCAAAACCGCCGCAUGAAAUGGAAAAAGGAGAACAACAAGGACAAGUUCCCCAGCAGUAAGUCAGAACAGGAGGCGAUUGAGAAGGAGAAGCGGGAGAAGGAGCAGGCGGCUGGAGCCCAGUCGGCAAGUGAAGACUGCGAGAAGGCUAAACAAAUAUAGAGUGGACGUGAAGGGAGGGCAGACAGCAAUCAGGAGCGCGAAAUUAAAAAAAAGUAUAUUUAAAAAAGAGAGACGUUGAAAAGGCGGAGAGUGGUUUUGUCGAAUAGACACUUCAGUCUACGACGGGUCAUUACAUGUUUCAAUCGAUGGAGGGAAAGAUGGUGGCGGAAAAGGACCCUAAAUCUAAUGUGUGACCACCGAACUUUAUGAUGACGAACGACAUGAAGCAUUUCUACGUUUUGUUUUUGUUUUUCUCUAAUGUUCAGAGAGUAGGCCUAUUGUAAACUAGCCUCCUUUCUUCGUGGAAUAAUUAUUGUGAAAACUCAGUUUCUAUUGUUAGGAUUUUGACAUUAACAAUUACCUUGGCAGCUGUAUAGUUCUUAAGUUAAAUGGUGCACUUUUAACUGUUCUCACUUAUAUGUUAUGAUGAUGACGUAGCGAUUAAUGACUUCCAACAACAUGAAACUGCCUAUUUAUGCCGUAGAAUAUCUUUUUACACCCCUUUAGUUUUCUCUCAGAUUGAUGGUAUUUUGUUGUCUUCCUUUCUUGGGUUAAGCAUGCGCACAGUGGAUAAAAAUAAAUAAAAAAGGAAAUAAAAAAAGAUGUCAUGUGACCCAUUGUUUACUGUGAAACAGAUUUUUUGUACUGUACUCGUGAAUUGGUUCUUGGGAACUUGACGAUAUGCUUUCAUUGUUCUUCAUCACUUUGUUCUCUUGUCUAAACCUGGAAGAAGACGAAAAAAAGUGGGCACAAUAAAGUUUACAAGCGAGAA